UCAGUUGAUCAUUUGUUCCUCAUCGCCACCUGAACCAACAUGAAACUGUUUGUGAUCGCUGCCGUCUUGGCUGUGGCUGUUGCUGCUCCAUCCGGAUACAAAGGUCCUGCCAUCACCAUCACUGCCCAGUCUGACGUCCGUAACGCUGACGGAAGUAGCCAAUGGAGUUAUGCCGGCUCUGACGGUACCACUCGUGAGGAAUCUCAAGCCCAGUUGCCCGGUGGAAAGGACUACGAUAACGGAGGUGGUAACACUAACAAGGGAGCUUCGUACUACAUCUCACCUGAAGGCCAGAAAAUCAGUUUGACGUGGACAGCUGAUCAAAACGGUUUCCUGCCUAAAGGUGAUCACUUGCCCGUCGCACCGGCUCUACCUUAUUCCCGCAGCGGACUUGGCAUCUAAAUUCAUUGACCAGUUGAACCUUGUCCCUCACUUUCAUUUUAAUAUAUUGGACCAAAUAUAAUCGAUUAAAAUAAAUGCAACAAUCAAA
This is a messenger RNA of Daphnia carinata, 490 nucleotides long. Its product is annotated as pupal cuticle protein 20-like. Gene Ontology annotation, molecular function: structural constituent of chitin-based larval cuticle. Bases 40 to 402 code for a protein of 120 amino acids. The record is from RefSeq and is a predicted model, not a curated record. Gene Ontology annotation, cellular component: chitin-based extracellular matrix. The transcript has 3 exons. Lineage: Eukaryota; Metazoa; Arthropoda; Branchiopoda; Diplostraca; Daphniidae.